AUGCCACUCACCGUUCUGAGCGAUAAAGACGUCAGCAAGAUCCUCCACUCCUUCAACAAGGAAGAUAUCCUCGAACUUCAGGAAUCCCUUGCCGAUGCCCUACACUGGUAUUCCACUUCCAACGACGCGAAUGACUGCUGCUCGGACUAUCAGCCCGAGCGAACGCAUCUGAAGCGUAAAGAUGGAUCAACUACGCUGUUCAUGCCUGCUUCGGGCAUGGAUGGACAGGGCGUUAAAGUCGUGAAUAUCGUGCCUCCUGAUCAGGUGGGACUCGCUGCUCUGACGGAGAAUUUGAGCUUGGGGAGUUCGGAUGGGGAUUCGAGGAGUUCUUCUAAUGAAAGUUCGACUUCGAGGCAGGAGAGCAUGGAUACGAGGGGUUCUUCUUCUUCGACCUUGCCUCCUUCUGUUUCCGAGUCUACGGAUGGUGCCGGGCAGGGAGAUGUUUCGACUUCCGAGAGCAGUGGUGGUUCUACUUCGACCAUCAGAGGCUCUCUUACGCUCCUGGAUCAGCUGGGCAAUACGACGGGUCUCAUUAACGCCGAAGAAGUCACGGCUUUCCGCACCGCCCUGGCCUCCACCAUGCUCCUGAAGAAACGCCAUUCCGUCCACGACAUGACCGUCUUCGGAGCCGGCAAACAAGCCUACUGGCACAUCCGCCUCGCCCUCCUCCUCCGUGGCGAGGAUAUCCACCACCUCAACGUGGUCACCAGAAAUUUCGACAGCGCGAGGAAAUGUAUCAUGCGACUCUACAACCCUCAACCGGACGAUCCGGAAUACGUGAACCAUGUCGGGGAGAGAUAUAAUAGCCAGACGAAGAAGAACAUCCUGACACCCAUGCAUGGCGAAUACCGCCGGCUGUUGAAGGAGUACGUACGCGCGAGUAACGUCAUCUUCUGCUGUACACCGAGCACGGAACCGCUCUUCCCGGCUACCUAUCUCACGAAUCCGGAGGGGAGGAAGAAGGGGCGGUAUAUUGCUUGCAUCGGUAAAGAUUCACACCCCAACCCCAACAGAGAUGGUAUAGUACUGUAUCAUUGACGAAUUUUUCCUUUUCUUCAGGUUCUUAUAAACCACACAUGUGCGAACUCCACCCGGACAUCCUCCGCUACGCCGUCGCCCCGCAUCACGAACACAAACACAUCCACAAGAGGCAACAAGAAGGCGGAGCCAUCCUCGUCGAUACCGUCUCCGGCUGUCUCAAGGAAUCAGGCGAGAUCCUCCAGGCGAAACUCACGCCCGAUCAGGUCGUGGAGCUCGGGGAACUGUUUAUGCUGAAACGGGACGCGGAACGGGAAAAGGGGAAGAAGAAGGAGGAAGGGUGUAAUUUCCAGGAGAAUUCCGGGUUGAAGGAUUGGUUGAUGAGGGGCAAUGUGAUUUAUAAGAGUGUGGGGUUGGGGUUGAUGGAUGUGGUGGUGGGCGGGGAGUUGUUGAGGAAAGCGAGGGAGAGGGGGAUUGGAGUCUUCAUUGAGCAGUUUUAG
Molecule: messenger RNA, 1478 nt
Organism: Lecanosticta acicola
Lineage: Eukaryota; Fungi; Ascomycota; Dothideomycetes; Mycosphaerellales; Mycosphaerellaceae
Source: the annotation of a GenBank genome assembly